Penaeus monodon (black tiger shrimp) is the source of this 7045-nucleotide messenger RNA. RefSeq names its product TBC1 domain family member 1-like (gene plx). Lineage: Eukaryota; Metazoa; Arthropoda; Malacostraca; Decapoda; Penaeidae. The record is from RefSeq and is a predicted model, not a curated record.
AGUAAACCUUGUGAUCUUGUUUUGCAUUGGUCGUCAAGGCUGAGACGAGCUGAGACAAAAAUAAGAGUUUUAUGUGAAAAAAGACAUCCCACAGGGCUCUUGGUUCAUGAAGGAGGCUUGAUUUGCCGUGUCAAUGAACGGGAAAAGGAGGUAUCUCCUCAAUGGAAUGGACAUGGAGACUGCAAACAAAACUUUUGAUUUCAAGUAGUAAAUUAUUGAGGUGCUUAUAGACGAAGAGCUCCAGACCUCAGCAUGGACGCCACGGACAGUGUGGGAGGAUGGGGUGAAGUGGGGGACACCUUCCACAUGACGUACCGAGGGAAUUCUGAAAUUGAUCGUCAUUAUUCAAAGCCCAUGCUGCCAUGGAUCAUUUCGGAGAUAAAGAACCGUCAUAAAGCAGUUCAAGUCACAGUUGAGAUAACCAGAGGGAACAUUACAAUGCGAGACACAUCUGGCGUAGUGCUCUUAAACCACACCGUGAAGCAAAUUCAUAAGUGUGUCAUGGAGCAAGCAGACCACACAUGUUUCCUAUAUACACUCAAGCCUUCAGACAAGGAGCUAGGUCUUGUGAGUGGAGCUCCAGGCUACAUGGCUGCCUCAGAUCCAACUGUUCCUGUACCAGCAAAUUUUAGUGUUGAUCAGAACUAUCAGUGCCAUUUACUCCAGGCUGAAAAUGAACAGGAGGUGCGAAACUUCUUCACUUGUCUGCGUCAGCAACCUAGAGAAGUUCAGAACUCGCAAGAAAGCAGUUCAGUAAAUUCCCUGAACUCCCUUCCAGAUCUUUAUGUGCAUAAUGAGUCUCAGUUCUUUGAGGUGCUGUUUGUGGGUAGGGUUAAAGUGUCUCACUCCAAGGUGCCUCCUUCAUUUAUUGAUGAAGCGAUAGCAGCAUUUAAAGUGCGUGAAAGGACACGUCAGCGACAUGCUUCAGGAGGAGAGAGUGGUAACAUACAGCCAAAUAGUGCUGCUAUAGCAUAUCAGCAAGAAGGCAGUGGUCUAUCUGUACCAAAUAUUGUAUUCUCCAGUUUCUGUGACUCAGACAUUGAGCCUCGCAGUCGUAGUAACUCCAGGGAUCUGGGGAAAAUUCUCUUACCAUCAAGCCAAGGCAAAGAAAAAGACCAGGAGAACAAAGAGCCCCACAAGGCUGCCAAAGUACGAUUCUCACUCUGGGGGAAUGCAGAUCACCCAUCCGUCUCGAGCCAUCAUCAGGCUCCCCUACCUCAGGCCGAGAGCCCCCCUGCUGUGGAGAUGGUGACAUACAGGUCUACCAGCCUCAACGCUGAAACUGAAGCGGCAGCUAGUCAAAGGUUUGACAAUCAACGAGACAAAGAAGACACCUCAGAAUCUGAUGAAACAUCUGCUCCAGAGUUGUCCGUUGUUGAGCCAUUUCGACAGCGCCUGAGAACAAUUUCUGGAGAUUCUAGUCAGUUAUUUCGCAGGGCACCAACUGCACCGGAACAUGGGAUGCGUGCUCGAGCUGGUUCAAUAGGCAGUAUAACCGCAAAACCUAGAGGCAUCCGCUAUAAUGAUUGUGAUUUAAGAAUGCUGAGUCAUGACUUUAACCGUACAAUGCUGUUCCACAUUGGACGGAGUGAAAUCCAGCUGAUUAAUCCAGAGGUUAAGUCAGUUCAGCUCAACAAACACUUUAGAGACAUUGCCCACUGUUGCCAGGGCGUCAAACAGAAUGAUCAUUUCGGAUUCAUUUGCCGAGAGAUAAGCGGUGACACCCCUUGCUACCUUGGAUAUGUUUUUAAGUGCCAGAUCAGCUCAGUUACUGAUGAAAUCAUGCAAGCUCUUAGUAAAGCUUUUGCUGCGGUGCAUGAAGCACAGUUACGUGAAAGACAAGAAAACCUGUUGUGUGAUCAGUGUCCAAUGAGGUGGUUCAGCCAGCUGUGUGCGGAGGUUGAAGGGAUGCCUGCAGCUAAAGCCCACACAGUUAUUAUGAAACGCUUGAAUUCACUGCCAGAAGAAGAUCGGACCACCCUUAUUGCAAAAUAUGAGGGGGCAGAGGUUUCAGAUACUCAGGCUCAGAAUAAUAUUCUGAUGAUGCUCCUCAGAGCUCAUUUUGAGUGCAAGCAGUCGACUCACACCCACACUGCCCUACCUGGUGGUGGAGUUAAGCCAGAUUUCCAUAUAGGUGCAAAUUUUGAGUCCUCCAUACGUCGAGCCAAAAAGAGCCUGGCAACAUCUUUCAACCAGUUACUGAAGCGGGAGGGACGAGAAAGUGAGAGUGCUGAACGAGAGGGAUCACCUGCAGAGGAUCAGUCAUCCAGCUCAUCUGGGAGUAGCUCUGGGGAGAAGCACCAUACCUCAACCACAACCCCCCCAAAAGUGCGCAUGGAAGGCCUCAGUGACUCCCCCCUUGGCCAUCGUCACCGGCCUCGUUCAUCUACCGUCAGUUCCUCUGGUGGAGAUUCCAUGAGGCGUGAGUUCCUUGCCAAACGGGCAGCAGCUAAGCAGAAGAUGAUUGCUGAGAAGGCAGCUAAAGAGAGUGCACCUGUUAGUCCAAAAAGAAAUAUUUUUAUGAAGGUGGGAUCAUCAAGUUCACGAACUGAGGAGGAACACAGCUCGGAAGGAAAGAACAGUAGUAAGUCAUCGUCUUCUACUUCAUUCAGACAUGCCAUUCUUCAGCGUGUGGUGUCUCCUUGUAACAAAACAGAAGGACAGGAUCAGGCACGAGGCCAGUUAGAAAAGCCUUUGGGAAAGAGAUCAAUAGCACAAUUAAAAGUGAUCUGGAAGAAAGCAAUAUUCCAGCAGAUUCUUCUUAAUAGAAUGGAGAAGGAAAGCCAGCGCAUAAGAGCUUACCAGCAAGAGGUAGCCCUUUUGCGAGUACGGUUAAAUUAUGAUGAAGAAGACCUCCCUCGGGAGGCUGUACAGGCUUGGGAAUUGAUGCUCUCCAGACCUCAUGUCAGAAUUGAUUCAAACAUCCUCCAUAGUGGUGUUAAGCAAGGUGUCCCAAAAGCAGUUCGUGGGAAUGUCUGGGAGCUCCUUGUCCACCAACACAUAGCACGGAAUCCAAAAGCUCUGCCGCAAGUACCUAAUUACAACACACCUUUUGAGAGCAUGAUCAAGGACCUCACAUCACAGCACCAUGCUAUACUCAUAGACUUAGGUCGUACGUUCCCAACCCAUCCUUACUUCAUGCAGACUCUUGGGCCUGGUCAGCUGGCCCUUUUCAAUGUCCUAAAGGCUUAUUCACUUCUUGAUAGUGAUGUGGGUUACUGCCAAGGCCUUAGUUUUGUUGGAGGUGUUUUGUUGCUACAUGCAGAAGAUGAAAUUGCCUACAAUCUGCUCAAACAUUUAAUGUAUGUAAUGGGAUGCAGACGUCAGUACAGACCAGACUUCAUUGGUCUUCAGGUACAAAUGUAUCAACUCUCACGCUUGUUACAUGACCAGCUACGGAAAUUGUAUGACCAUUUGGAGAGCCAUGAGGUUACACCCCAGCUUUUUGCUGCUCCAUGGUUCCUGACGAUGUUUGCUUCACAGUUCCCAUUAAGUUUUGUUGUUCGUGUAUUUGAUUUAUUAUUCCUGGAAGGGAUGGAAGCCAUCUUUCGUGUUGCAUUAGUGUUGCUAAGAACUCAUGAAGAAGCAUUGCUGGCAUGUGAUUCAUUUGAGCAGAUCAUGGAUUACAUGAAAACAACCAUGCCCAAUGUUCAACUCUCUCAGCAAGGAAACAUUAUGUCUCAGGCUUGUGAAAUGUCAUUGAGCAGAGAACUCCAUGCUUAUGAAGUUGAGUACCAUGUACUCCAGGAAGAGCUGGCUCUCUCUCCCCAGAAAGAUGCAGAUUUCAAGAAGCUUCAAGAAGCCAAUAGAAACCUUAAGAGACAAAACUUAGAUUUGUUAGAACAGCUUCAUCAUUCAAACUCACAGCAACAUGCACUUGAAACUUCAAACCAGAGCCUGCAGCAAAGUCAGCACCAUCUGGAGGUGAGGGUUAGAUGGCUUGAACUCGAGCGUGGGAACCUGAAACAAUUAGUGAGCCUUCUGUCGCAAAAGGUUUCUCCUGAAGCCUUGGCUGAAAUUCCUCCUAACUUACAGCGGUUCUUGCCUACAGAUGCUUUGAAGCAACAGCCUGAAAAGAAAGAGAACCUAGAGCUGAAGAUCAGUGAGCCAGAGGACAGGGAAUCUUUGAGGGAGAGCGACGAUAUCUCCUCAUCUCUUCCAACAAAUGACUUCCUCCUGGCUCAUCAAGCUCAUCAGACUCGAACGAUGAGCAUGGACUAUGGUUCAAUGCAGAGAUACAUCAAACAUCUUGUUCACAAUGAUUAGGAGGCUUAAAGUUCAAUUUCUUAGGAAUGUCUAUAUAUUAGGGGCAAAUUUUUUUCUCAUCUUCUUAUUUAUUCAAGAAAGAGAGAGGUAUUUAUGCUGGACCAUCUUUAUAUUGGAUGUGAUUUGACCAUGACUGAAGAGCAUUAUAAUAGUAUAUCUAAUAUUUAGACAAUUAUUAUUCAGCUAUUUAAAGGGGAAUAUACUGUUAAAAUUUAGGCUUUUGACAGCAGCAGAUGUUGGGUUAUUUUAACCUUUUGUCAAGGAAGAUAUUCAGGAACAUUUAUAAGAGUAUUAAUUGUAUAUUUUAGUGUCUGUGAAGAGGCUGUGUGCCAAAGAAUGAAUGAAGAUAAAUAGUUGUGCUCUAUAUGUAAGAGAAUGUUAAUAUGCAGUUAAAACUAGACAGCUUUUGCCAGUUCAUUGUAACAAUGUGCUUUAAAUGUGAACUGAAAUGUUACAUUAAUAAACAUGUACAUAUUUGUGUGUUAUGUUAACAAAUAAAGAGUGGUUUAAGUAUCAUAUACAAGAGUGUGCAACAGUAAAUCCUGGUGUAUGUUGUAUAGUAAGCAGCAAAAGUAGAAAUAAAAACUGUUCAUUAGCAUAGAAGGUUUUGAAGUGGGAGAUUAAAUUUCUCCCAAAUAUGAUAUGAUAACAUGUAGAUAAAUUUCCUUGCAAGAGAAGACAUAACAGAGCCAUUCAGGUUAUCUGUUUAAUGCUUGUGAAAAUUGUAAAGGAGAGGUUCUGAUGCAUUGAUAAUGUAUGUAAUAGUUGUAUUUUUUAUUUUGGUAUAUAAAAGUUUUAUAUUUAUUAGCAGUUUGUAGAAGCCUUCCUAGGACAUGAAGAUUGUGUAUUUGAUAUGUACUUUAUUUUUUUCUAACAAGUUCAUUUGUUUUUUGCAUUUACAAGUUCAGUCCCUUCCACUUGCAAACUCACCACUUAGCAUUAGCAAUGUGUGUACAACUGGUUUUGAGACUUGUAUCUGUAGACAUAUUCAGAUGUGAGUCAAGACUGGUGGCUCACACAAUGGCAAUGCUGAAAGGUAAACAUGGAAGUGGAGGAGACUACCAUGUUUUCAGUUAUGCAUUGGCAGUUUUAUCAUUUUCUUUCCCAGUUCUUUCUGGAUUGUCUUAUUAUUUUUUUGUUUCCUUUCUAAGACUUACUGUCUGGUGCUAAUGCUUAUGCAUCUGAAAAAUAUUGCAGUAAUUUUGAAGUGCAUGACUUAGUGUGAAUAUGAAUGCAUUCUCAUUUAGAUUUGUGUGGCCUCAGGAAAUGGUGGAAUGGCUCUCCGUAAGUGUGACGUAGAAUGUUACAAUAUUUUUUAGUGUUUGCUUUAGAUUCUAACUCGAGACAGGAAUUACAGAUUUCACUGUAACUCCACAAUUUUUACAGUAGAGGUGUAUAAUUUAUGAUAUGAUAGUGAUAGUGUGUGCUGAUGUGAAUAUACCCAUUGCUUUUUUAUAUAAUCUUAAGAUUUGAAAGAAAUAUUAAAAAUAACACAGCAUUUGCACAGAAAUUCAUCUAGUCAAGAAUUGUUUUCAAUAUGCAGUUAUUUAUGCAAAAUAUAUAUGUUUAACUCUCCCCUUUAUUUAAUAUUUUCAUUUUGCAUGUCCAUUUUUGUGUCAUAAAACAUUUUAUUCAAGAAAAAUGCUCAAGAUAAUUGGAAAAAUUAUCAAUUUACUGUUAUCCAUUCUGUUUCGAGGGAUCUAUUAAGGAAAAUAUUGCUCCAUUGCUAACCUUACUGUUGGGUCAUCGGUUGACGUUACCAGGAGAAAUAAAUGUGUUUUGUGUAAAAGGUCCAGAAUUCAUGAAAGAAUUCAUGUUUUACUGUUACUGGGGAUUGUUCCCUAACUAUCCUAGCUUAGAUCUACAUAUUUGAAGUUUGAUAAAAAAAAACUUUUUAUCUUCCCAUAAAGUUCAAUAUUACUUACACCAGUAGUAUCGAUAGUAACUGUAGAAUUUGCAGUAAGUAUUAUUUUUUAAAGAUACUGUCUUAAAGAUAUGCUCUUUAGAUUCAUGCAGAAUUGAGGGUGGUUUCAGCAAUGGCAAUUUAAAGCUAAAAGUGUACAUAUUAAAGAUAGUAACCAAGUCUUGUAAGCUAAAAUUAUGUAGACUUACAAAAGAAACCAGAAAGAGGCAAGACAGUAACCAAGUCUUGUAUUAUAAAAUUAUAUAGACUUACAAAAGAAACCAGAAAGAGGCAAGACAUUAAUAGCAAUUAUUGACUAUUUGCUGAACACUAUUCACCAACUAGUCUGAUCUGUGCUCCUUGUCAGAGUUGAAGGUCAAGCAUUUGCUCUUAAGUGUGUCUGUCUGAUCUAGUUUUAUGAAAACAAAAUUACCCUUUUUCUAUGUAUAGCGUUAUUCUGGAGAAUAAAGAACAGCUUUCAUAAUCAUUUGGGCAACAUUACUUAAAGAAAGGUAGGAGUGCUCAUAUAUUUGUAAAUCAUUUGCCGUUUCACUGAUGAAAUCAUAUUUUUGAUUAAGGGACAGUUGAUUUUAUUCUGACAUUGGUGUUGAUAUUUAUCAUUUUAUGAUAUUUAAUAAAUGGAGGAAUGUAUUAGUAAAGGAAAUUGGCAACUGCAAUACUAGAGCAUUAGAAUGACUGGAUGCUGCACCAUGAAUUAGAUUUGGACAAACCCAUCGAUAGAGGUCAUUUGGUAUAAUUAUGGUACUAGUCUUAAUAAAUAUAAUUUUAUUUGAUGACAUUUGUAGUAAACAUGUGUUAUUAUAAAAAAUAUAUAUAUACAUAGAUCCCUGUAAAAUAAAUUUUGAUGCAAAAGGA